AACACAACCGACAAGUCAAAACAUUUCUAAUUAAACAACUGCGACUGUGUUAACUCGCCUGACUCAGUGACUCUCCAACCAAAACCAUCAUCAUCAGAGUGAAGCCAACCCGAAAAUGGCACUCAAAGUAAUGAUCUAAAUCUAAACCCAACACUUUUCAGAAAAUAAAAUCAACAAAAACCCUAGAAAACAAGACGACGAAAUAAGAUGUCCACAGAGAGACAUAGUAAUUCUCCUUCUACAUCUCCUGACGAUGACGCUCUUUUCCUCGAUAUACUGCACGAGGCUCCAUUAUGCGGUCACCGGAAACGCAGGAGUAUUUUUGGAGCUGUUGUUUACUGUCUUCUAUUGGCAGGUUAUGCUGCUUUGGGUGCAUUAGCUCCUUUCGUGUUUGAUCACAAAUUGGUCCCUUCAUUACUUUGUAGCUGCGAUGUCGUUCUUCUAAUAGUGACAGGCAUUUUCCAACAAUAUUUUGUUUCUCAAGUCCAGAAAAUUCGGUUGCAGGGUUAUUAUAGUUUCAGCCAGAAGUUGAAGCAUAUUGUUCGUUUACCAUUUGCCAUUACUGCGUAUGGAACUGCUGCAAUGCUGCUUGUCAUGGUAUGGAAACCCCAAAUCAGCUUUCUUUCGAUCUCUGCAUUGCUGAGGGUUAUUGUGCUGACUGAAGCAAUAUGUGCUGUAUCCUUUAUGACUGUAUAUAUUGGUUAUUUGCACCAGUACAAUUCAUUAGAUUCUCAGCCUGAUAUUUUGAAGUCAUUAUAUUCCCCACUGCAACAAUCAAGUUCUUUGGAAGGCUUGAGAUAUCAUGAUGGUGGUCGACUUUCAGAUCAGCAAAUGGCUUUACUUCAGUAUCAGCGUGAGAACCUUCACUUUUUGAGCGAGGAGAUUCUUCGUCUGCAAGAAUGCUUGAGCAAAUAUGAGCGAUCUAAUGAUGGGAGCACACCUCAGGUUGAUCUUGCUCAUAUGUUAGCUGCUCGUGAACAAGAAUUACGGACUCUUUCUGCUGAGAUGAAUCAACUACAGACUGAACUAAGGCUUGCUCGAUCCUUGAUAGCUGAGAGGGACGCUGAGGUACAGCGAGUACGCACUACAAACAAUCAGUAUGUGGAAGAGAAUGAAAGACUCAGAGCUAUUUUAGGGGAAUGGAGCACACGAGCAGCAAAGCUUGAGCGAGCAUUGGAGGUUGAGCAGUUGUCAAAUCUGGAACUGCAAAAGAAGCUUUCAGCGUCAAGAGGUCACUGGGGCAUACAAACUGAACAAAGUGAGCAGCGUACAGCAUAAUUGCCCUGGAAUUUUCCACAACUGUCAUUUCUGAUGGAAUUUUAUUUCCUCUCCAAGAUGGGACAAAAACCAUCAAAGUUCACUGUUUGCAGGAACAGAUGACUGAAUGUAUAUAACAGUUCAUUAAGGAAACAAAUUGAAGCAAAUUGCAUAUAUUGCUUGAUGCUAUAGUAUUUUCUUUUUGAUGGAAGGCAUCUCACUCUCUUUCGUGAGACUCGAAAAGUGCUUGUGAUGCCGGAACUAUUACUAAGGUAUUAAUUUUAGUGGCGUGAGGUUUUGAAUAGCUGUA
Jatropha curcas is the source of this 1567-nucleotide messenger RNA. NCBI's taxonomy places the organism in Eukaryota, Viridiplantae, Streptophyta, Magnoliopsida, Malpighiales, Euphorbiaceae. The record is from RefSeq and is a predicted model, not a curated record.